Messenger RNA from Lineus longissimus, 1444 nucleotides. Its product is annotated as probable palmitoyltransferase ZDHHC24. The record is from RefSeq and is a predicted model, not a curated record. The transcript has a single exon. Gene Ontology annotation, molecular function: palmitoyltransferase activity. Lineage: Eukaryota; Metazoa; Nemertea; Pilidiophora; Heteronemertea; Lineidae. Bases 82 to 939 code for a protein of 285 amino acids.
GUGAACUGGCUUCUUGGAUCUGGCACAUGAUACACCCAUUUUUAGCCAAAUUCGCAGCUUAUCGAGCAUCUAAGCAUCGAAAUGAGGCGUAGACUGACAGAAUUAUUCCCCAAGGUCCUGCAUGACCGCAUAACAUUCGUCUUCUUUCUGCUUGGGGGACCAUUUUGUGUCUGGUACGAGUUUUAUCUUGUGAUGCCAACGUACACCUACAACCCAGAUUUGUUGUGGGUCCACAAACUUGUUGUCUCGGUCAUUUUUGCCGGCGUAUAUGGCAAUCUCUUCUUCAUGAUCAGCAGUGACACAUCAACAAAACCAGAGAGGCAACUCGCAUUAAAUGCCGCUACAGAAGACGACCCGAGCACUGAUAAGAAAAUGUGGAACUAUUGCGAAAAAUGUGAAAGACUUUGCCCGCCACGAUCACACCAUUGCAAAAUUUGCAACGUAUGUAUCCUAAGAAGAGACCAUCAUUGCUGGUUUUCUGGAUACUGUGUGGGACAUACAAACCAGCGUCAUUACAUCAUGACCAUUGCAUAUUGUUGGUUAGCAGGACUAUAUGCCCAUAUCUACCAAAUCGAAUUCAUACGUCAAACUCUGGGGUUCUCGUUUCGUACCCUGAUAUCGGUGAUAGCGCCUCACAUGGUGUGGCUCCUUGGUUACUACACAAACUGGGAGUUCUUUAUUGCUGCCCUGUUCUCCCUGGCUGUUGGAUUCUUCCUACUUUUGACUUGGCUUCUGCAGAUCCAGUUAGCUCAGGUUAUGACUGGGCAGACCAAACAUGAACGUACGAAAGGAAUGCCUGGAGAUGAUAAAGGAUUUAUUCGCAAUAUCCAGGAGGUGCUUGGGACACGUUGGUACCUAGUCUGGGUCUGUCCCUUUGCUUUGUCUCCACUACCAGGAGAUGGGAUCCAUUAUGGAAGCAGCUUCCGGAAAUCAGAUUGAGCCGAGCAUUUGGACUGAAUUGAAGUAGCUUCCAGAAGGAAAACCAAACACAAACAUGGUGAACUUUCAUAGUCACGAUAGUGCCAUUUGAACUCAAUGUCUUGCUGAUAGUCACACUAGACAAACUGUUAUCAAACUAAAAAUUACCAGCUUGUGCUCUAUACUCCAGGCAGCAGUUGUCUUCAAUGGCACUCCAGGCAGCAGUUGUCUUCAAUGGCAGAUUAAGUGUUAUUUACUUGGAUUCUGUUGUCACAAUCAUUUUACAAGGGAUUUGUCUCAGUGCUGACUAGUCAGACUUUUGGUUUUAUUUCAUUGGUGUUGAACUUUUGAUCAGGUACAAUAUCUUUGCAUUGUCCUUUGAGAGAAGUGAGGUUUAAUUCUUGCAAUAAGACAUACACAUACAUGUAUGAUUACUUUAGUUUUUGGCAAAUCUAUUCCAAUAUGAAAUCUUUUUAAAUUUUGCUACUGUCCAUAUUGAUGAAUAUUUCCAUCCAGUCAAUAAAAU